Messenger RNA from Ictidomys tridecemlineatus (thirteen-lined ground squirrel), 6489 nucleotides. NCBI's taxonomy places the organism in Eukaryota, Metazoa, Chordata, Mammalia, Rodentia, Sciuridae. The record is from RefSeq and is a predicted model, not a curated record.
CAGACAUGAAAGUUCUUGGGCACCAUGUGGACCCAUACCCAGAGGACAAUUCCCAAGAAAAAAAAGAAAAAGAACAAAACAACUGGCCUUAAAACUUCCAGCAAACCAAAGGAGGAGGCAGCACCCCUUUGCCUGCGAAGGUAACUACAGAAAACAGACUAUCUAGAGCUGAACAAGGCGGACUGAGGAAAACGCACUCCACUACUGGCUGGUGAAAAGGAGCUGGAAUGUUUCUGCAACUGUUUGAUGAAAUGUGCUUACUCUACUCCACCCACUUUGGCCUGGACCUUGACUCCAGGGGCUAAAAAUAAUUGCCCAGAGGCUCCUGAGAGGAAUCAGAUCACGCUAAGUAGGGCACAACGCAGAGGCAACGGAGCUCCUUGGCCCCAGGGCGCCCGGAGCAGUCUCAGGAGCGUCGUCCCGCCCACGCCCGAGUCGGCAGCUGGAGCUCUCCCUCCGCUUGCCAGGGGUGUGUGGAGGCCAGUAUGAAGCUGAAAAAGCAGGUGACAGUGUGUGGGGCUGCUAUCUUCUGCGUGGCAGUCUUUUCACUGUACCUUAUGCUGGACAGAGUACAGCAUGAUCCCACCCGACACCAGAAUGGUGGGAACUUCCCACGGAGCCAAAUUUCUGUGCUGCAGAAUCGCAUUGAGCAGCUGGAGCAGCUGUUGGAGGAGAACCAUGAAAUUAUCAGCCACAUCAAGGACUCUGUGCUGGAGCUGACAGCCAAUGCAGAAGGCCCUCCCGCUCUGCUGCCCUACCACACAGCCAAUGGAUCCUGGGUGGUGCCCCCGGAGCCCCGGCCCAGCUUCUUCUCCAUCUCCCCCCAGGAUUGCCAGUUUGCUUUGGAGGACCGGGGCCAGAAGCCAGAGCUACAGAUGCUAACUGUGUCAGAAGAGUUGCCAUUUGACAAUGUGGAGGGCGGCGUUUGGAGGCAAGGCUUUGACAUCUCCUACAGCCCACAUGACUGGGAUACUGAAGACCUGCAGGUGUUUGUGGUGCCCCACUCACACAAUGACCCAGGCUGGAUCAAGACCUUUGACAAGUACUACACGGAGCAGACCCAACACAUCCUCAACAGCAUGGUAUCCAAGCUACAGGAGGACUCCCGGCGGCGCUUCCUCUGGGCAGAAGUCUCCUUCUUUGCCAAGUGGUGGGACAACAUCAAUGCCCAAAAGAGAGCAGCAGUCCGAAGGCUGGUGGGAAAUGGGCAGCUAGAGAUUGCAACAGGAGGCUGGGUGAUGCCAGAUGAGGCCAACUCCCACUACUUUGCAUUGAUUGACCAGCUCAUUGAGGGACACCAGUGGCUGGAGAGAAACCUUGGUGCAACCCCACGCUCUGGCUGGGCAGUGGACCCAUUUGGACACAGCUCCACCAUGCCUUACCUGCUGCGCCGUGCCAACCUGACCAGCAUGUUGAUCCAGAGGGUACAUUAUGCCAUUAAGAAGCACUUUGCUGCCACCCACAGCUUGGAGUUCAUGUGGAGGCAGACUUGGGACUCGGAUUCCAGCACAGACAUCUUUUGCCACAUGAUGCCCUUCUACAGCUAUGAUGUCCCUCAUACCUGUGGCCCAGAUCCCAAGAUCUGCUGCCAGUUUGAUUUCAAACGCCUGCCGGGUGGACGCAUCAACUGCCCUUGGAAAGUGCCACCCCGGGCCAUCACAGAGGCCAAUGUGGCAGAAAGGGCAGCCCUGCUCCUAGACCAGUACAGGAAGAAGUCCCGGCUCUUCCGAAGCAAUGUCCUCUUGGUGCCACUGGGCGAUGACUUCCGAUAUGACAAGCCCCAGGAAUGGGAUGCUCAGUUCUUCAACUACCAGCGGCUCUUUGACUUCCUUAACAGCAAGCCUGAACUCCAUGUGCAGGCCCAGUUUGGCACCCUCUCUGACUAUUUUGACGCUCUAUACAAGAGGACAGGCGUGGAACCAGGGGCCCGACCCCCAGGGUUUCCUGUGCUAAGCGGGGAUUUCUUCUCCUACGCGGACCGUGAGGACCAUUACUGGACAGGCUAUUAUACUUCCAGACCUUUCUACAAGAGUCUGGACCGAGUCCUAGAAGCCCACCUUCGGGGGGCAGAGAUUCUGUACAGCCUGGCUGUGGCCCACGCCCGCCGCUCUGGACUAGCUAGCCGGUACCCACUGUCUGACUUCACCCUCCUGACGGAAGCUCGGCGCACACUGGGGCUCUUUCAGCACCAUGACGCCAUCACUGGAACUGCUAAGGAGGCAGUGGUGGUGGACUAUGGUGUCAGGCUCCUGCGCUCCCUCGUUGGCCUGAAGCAGGUUAUCAUCAAUGCAGCUCAUUAUCUGGUGCUAGGGGACAAGGAUACCUACCACUUUGACCCUGAGGCACCCUUCCUCCAAAUGGAUGACACCCGCUUAAAUCAUGAUGCCCUGCCAGAGCGUACAGUGAUCCAGCUGGAUUCCUCACCCAGGUUUGUGGUGCUGUUCAACCCACUGGAACAGGAGCGGCUCAGUGUGGUGUCCCUGCUGGUCAACUCACCCCGCGUGCGUGUCCUUUCAGAGGAGGGUCAGCCCCUGGCUGUGCAGAUCAGUGCACACUGGAGAUCUGCCACGGACAUGGUCCCUGAUGUCUACGAGGUAUCUGUGCCCAUCCGUCUGCCAGCCCUGGGCCUGGGUGUGCUGCAGCUACAGCUGGGCCUGGAUGGGCACCGCACACUGCCCUCCUCUGUGCGAGUCUACUUGCAUGGCCGGCAGCUCUCUGUGAGCAGGCAUGAUGCAUUUCCUCUUCAUGUCAUUGACUCGGGAUCCAGUGACUUUGCCCUCAGCAACCGCUACAUGCAGGUCUGGUUCUCAGGCCUUACUGGGCUCCCAAAGAGCAUCCGAAGGGUGGAUGAGGAGCAGGACCAGCAGAUGAACAUGGAAUUCCUCAUCUAUGGCACUCGUACAUCCAAGGACAAGAGUGGAGCCUACCUCUUCCUGCCUGACGGCGAGGCCAAGCCCUAUUCCCCCAAGGACCCCCCUGUGCUGCGUGUCACCGAAGGCCCUUUCUACUCAGAGGUGGUUGCCUACUAUGAGCAUGUUCACCAGGUGGUCCGGCUUUAUAACCUGCCUGGGGUGGAGGGGCUGUCUCUGGAUGUGUCAUCCCUGGUGGACAUCCGGGACUAUGUCAACAAGGAGCUGGCCCUGCGCAUCCACACAGACAUUGACAGCCAGGGAACCUUCUUCACAGACCUCAAUGGCUUUCAGGUGCAGCCCCGGAGGUAUCUAAAGAAGCUGCCCCUGCAGGCUAACUUCUACCCCAUGCCAGUUAUGGCCUACAUCCAGGAUGCACAGAAGCGCCUCACACUACACACUGCUCAGGCCUUGGGCGUCUCCAGCCUCAGGGAUGGCCAGCUGGAGGUGAUCUUGGACCGUCGGCUAAUGCAGGAUGACAACCGGGGACUAGGUCAAGGGCUCAAGGACAACAAGAGAACCCGCAACUGUUUCCGCCUCCUAUUAGAACGUCGAACCGUGGGCAGUGAGCCAGGCUAUUUCUCCAAACUGGCAGCCAUGUUUAGGGACUUGAUCUUUCACAGCAGCAGGAGCAGUGACCAAGAGGUCCAAGAAGGCCGCUCUACCAGCUACCCAUCCCUCCUCAGCCACAUGACCUCCAUGUACCUGAAUACCCCUGUGCUUGCCCUGCCCGUAGCCAAGAGGCAGCUCCCAGGCUCCAGUCUGCACUCAUUUCAUCCUCUGGCUUCCGCACUGCCCUGUGACUUCCACUUGCUCAACCUACGUACGCUUCCAGGCGAGGAAGAUAACUUGCCCUCAGCAGACACUGCAUUUAUAUUACACCGCAAGGGUUUUGACUGCAGUCUUGAGGCCAAGAACUUGGGCUUCAACUGUACCACAAGCCAGGGCAAGGUAGCCCUAGGUAGCCUUUUCCAUGGCCUGGAUGUGGGAUUCCUACAGCCAACCUCCUUGACACUAUUGUACCCUCUAGCCUCACCCUCCAACAGCACUGACAUCUAUCUGGAACCCAUGGAGAUCGCCACCUUUCGCCUCCGCUUGGGUUAAGGCUGCUUGUGGCCUGAAGAAAAAGCUCAUCCACAAAGACUGCCUCUUAACACUGAGAAUGGGUUGGACAAGCCACACUGGGUAUCCUAUCCAAUCUGCCUCUAAAACCUGACAGACUGGGCUCUCCCCUCAUCUUGUUUAUUGUUGCUUCUGUAUUUAGGGCAAUGCCCAGUGGUGGGCAGGUAGGGCAGAUGCUGGUGAGAUGAGGGAGAGGAAGCCAUUGGUCGGGGUUGAUGGUACCAGACUCUGCUCUGGGUUGAGUGGCCACAUACUUGGGCACAAGCUCAAGUACCCAUCCUUUUCCCAAAGUGGGAUGUGGGAGGAGUGGGAACAGACAGGAGGUCAGGGAAGCUAAGUGGGUAAGGCCCAGUGUCGGGUGACUACAGAUGAGAGCUUACUCUAGGGGAAUCCUGUGGUGAAGAAGAGACUAUGUAUCCUGGUAUAAGGAGCAGGAUCAGUGGGAAGAGAAGGAUGGGGACCCACAGUUAGCGGUGGGGUGGAGGAGUAGAAGGAAUCCCAGUUUCUCCAAAGAGCCUGAAGGCUUUUCUGCUUUCUGUGAUGGCUCUACCCUAAAUGCCACUGGGCCUGCGCAUCCUGGUGGGGGCUGCAGGAUGGCAGGAAGGACUCACUAGAGACUUAUGGCCAGAGGGCAUAGAACAUUUCAGAUACCAAAACCCCCAUCUCAAAUUGGGCAGUUUGUCUGUGUGUUGAUUAAUGGGAUUGGUGGCUGGGGCUUAGUGGGGCUUCUCCACCCUACCUGACUCUGGUUUGUUCCCUUUACUCUCUGCACAACUGCCCCCAAGAACUUUGUAUCAUGAGGGGUUUGGUCCUGGAAAGAAAGUGAAACCUCCAAGACCCUCCAUGCUUGGGCAACUUAAGACGACUUUCGGUGUCAUGCCUAGCAGGCCUUGAAGCCUCACCUUUGGCCCAUCCUUUUACAGUAUUCAAUUCUUGGCACGGGGGAUGAGGGAUAUGUAGACUAAAUUAGGAAGUGGUAGGACUGCUCAUGAGUCUUCAUUUCAGCUUUAAAUAAUAGAGAAAAAUUUAUAAUAGUCUUUAUAGAUGCUGAAAAGAUAUUUGAUAAAAUUUAAAAUCCACCCCUAGGGCUGGGGAUGUGGCUUCGAGAGUAGAGUGUUUGCCUAGCAAGCAUGAGGCUCUGGGUUUGAUCCCCAGCACCACAAAAAUAAAAUCCACCCCUUCUUAAAAUUCUAAGAAAGAAACUUCCUAAUCUAGAAAAAGGUCCAUAUCAGAAACAGUUAAUGGGACUCUGAAGAGUCCAUAAGCAUUCCCAUUGAGGGUAAGAAACUAGCCAGGGGUGCUGUGGUUUAGCAGUGUCUGGCAUUACUUACCCUUGCAACAAGUCAGGUGAAGGAGGUAAGGAAGGGUUAUAAUUGCCAUCAUCUAUAGACCCUAAAGCAGCCUGCCUAUGAAAUCCAGCAGAAUUGGCUGAAAACGUAGGAAGAGCAUUCUGUAAAUUGAGCCAGUGCUAAACAUGUUCCUGUAAAGAUUUUGGUUUUCCCUAAAUCGGCUCACUUCAAUGUAAUUCCAAUGAGAUUGGAUACUUUUUGAAAUUCAGUAGCUUCUGAAGUUCAUUUGGAAGAGUAAAGGUGUGAGAAUAUCAAGGUAUCUCCGAAUGGUGAUGAGUCCAGUGGUGGUGCUGAGGUGGGUAAAAGGCACUUGUCCUACCAGAUUUCCCAAAGGACUCUGGCUAGCAUGAAUUUAAUUAGUAUGACAGACUGGGUCAGACAGAUGGGACAGUAUGGAGAAUCCAGAAACAGUCCUGGGUACAUAGGGAUUUAGUAUAUGGUAAUUUUUUUUUAAAUGGGAGUAUUUUAAAUGGGGCAAAAGAUGGAUUAUUUAAUAAAUAAUACUUUGAGAUGACUUAUUAGAGUAAGAUCUCUACCUCAGUUUCCACAAAAAUUAGUUUGAGACGGGAAAAAAACAAGAAAAUAUAUUUUUAUAACUGAUGUGGGACGGUCUUUUGAAAACAUGAAACCAAAAAGAAAACAUCUUACCAGACACACAAAAUUGAGUUUCUGUGCUAUGAGAAACAUCAAGGUUGAAACAUAAAUGUCAGAUGUGGGAGAAAAUAUUUGGUGUAGUAAAAAUCAGUAUGAUUAGAAAAUUUGCUUUAGGGUCCUCAAAGUCUCUGGGGGCCUGCCAGGAGCCAUCUGAAAUCUCAAAGAGUGACAAGGCCAAGUUUUUGUGGGUUUGCCAGAGUCUUUGUGCCAACGUCAGGCUCAUGGAAUCCUGUCCAUAACCUGAUCGAAGAACUAAGGUAACAAAUGUGAAGUGCUUAGCAUAGUGCCUCGUACACAGAAGAGCUCCAUGAGUAGGAGUUAUAACCAUAUUGGUAAAGUUUGCUAAGCAAUUACAGCAAGUGUUAUUUGCUAGUAUAUGAUUUGUAAUGAAAUGAUAGGAGAGAAUCUGUGAACCCCUAGGAAAUUAGCAGAAUAAAGGAUAUUUGGAGGUCUUA